CCUGGCGUGACAGCCGCACCGGGCCACCGUCGUCGUUGCGUCCUCCGGCGAAGUGUCACCGCGAACCGGCCGCCACGCACACCGAGAGCCGCCACCAUGGACUUCAACGUGAAGAAGCUGGCCUCCGGAGCGGGGCUGUUCUUCACCCGGGCCGUGCAGUUCACAGAGGAGAAGCUGGGCCAGGCGGAGAAGACGGAGCUGGACGCUCACUUCGAGAACCUGAUGAGCCGUGCAGACUGCACCAAGCUGUGGACGGAGAAAAUCUUCAGACAGACUGAAGUCCUGCUGCAGCCCAACCCAAUUGACCACACUGGCGCCAGAAUCGAGGAGUUCCUGUACGAGAAGCUGGACAUGAAGGCUCCGUCCAGGGCGACCAACGGGGAGCUGCUGGGUCAGUACAUGCAGGACGCGGGGAAGGAGCUGGGAGCCGGGACGCCGUACGGAAACACGCUGAUGAUCGUGGGUGAGUGUGAGAGCAGGUUGGGGGCGGCAGAGAGGGAGUUCCUCCAGACGUCGGCCAUCAGCUUCCUCGCCCCCCUCAGGAACUUUCUGGAAGGAGACUGGAGGACCAUUUCUAAAGAGCGGCGCCUGCUCGAGAAUCUGCGUCUGGACCUGGACGCCUGUAAAGCUCGCGUGAAGAAGGCGAAGGCGGCCGAGGCCAAAGCUGCGUGCGAUGGCGAAGCGGCUCCGGAUUUUCAGGACACCAGACCCCGAAACUACGUGCUGUCUGCCAGCGCCUCUGCGCUCUGGACUGAGGAAGUGGAAAAAGCUGAACACGAGCUCCGAGUGGCCCAAACGGAGUUCGAUCGGCAGGCAGAGGUCACACGACUGCUUCUGGAGGGCAUCAGCAGUACACAUGUGAACCACCUCCGCUGCCUGCACGAGUUUGUGGAGGCACAAGCGGCUUUUUACAAGCACUGUCAUCACCACAUGCAGGAACUACAGAAGGAGCUGUCAAGGUUUCCCAAUGCCUUCACUCUGAACGCCGCCAACGCCGCCGUGUCCACGGCCUCGGCCUCAGAAGGGGCCGGCAGCCCCACCGAGGCCGACACGCUGAAGAUCGAGGAAGUUCAAGCUCCGGCUACCGGAACCCGCAAGGCCAAAGUCCUCUACGAUUACGACGCUGCCGACUCCAGCGAGCUCUCGCUGCUGGCAGACGAGCUCAUCACGGUUUACACGGUGCCGGGAAUGGACUCGGACUGGCUGAUUGGAGAGCGAGGAAACCAGAAAGGAAAAGUGCCUGUCACAUACCUGGAGCUCCUCAGCUAGACUAAACACACACGCAAACGAAACGUACGUGUGUGUGUGUGUGUGUGUGUGUGUGUGUGUGUGUGUGUCUGAGCUGCCAUUACUGAAGAAUUUUUGCUUUAAUUUUGCACGUAUGACACUAAACUUCAGUAACACACACACACACCCUAGGUAGUGCUUCUCUGAUGUGUAUCUUCACGCUGCGCUGACAGCAGCUGAACUGGAAACGUUACAGUAAGCCCAGGAAACUCCCUCCAGACGGACGACUGACAUUCCUCUCAUUUUAUUUUGACGUUUUUGUUGUAUUUAUUGCCGUGCAUCCCAAAGGUACGCUGUCCUGCCUCAGUCACAAGGACUUCCUUGAUUUCUUCUUAUGUCUAAGUGUCUUUUGUGUCUUUUUAACCCUUUGUUCAUCGGCUCAACACUGAAAUGCGGUUAUUUAAAGAGAACUGAAAUAAGAAUUAAGAAGUGUGUGGAUGUGUUUCCAAAUGAAGACAUUUUCAAGGCAGCUGUGCUGACACAACAGACACACACUCACGUGUCCUUCGACCUGGUGACUUCAUGUCCCCGAAGAAGAAGCGAAAGCUAACGUUGACGUAAUCAUUAAUGGGAGGGAAAAAAAACAAAACACCAAAGCCACUAAGUUUCUGAACUGUAUGAACAUGAUCACGUUUUUCUUUUUUUUUGGUCCCAAGCUUGAAACAUUAGAUAAAAAGUGAACAAGCCUUGGCUUCAGCUCACAACGCGCGCAUGUGUGAUGUGUCUGAUGUUGUUGAAAUGUGCAACGCAGACUUGCCGUCUGUAAACAUGCCAUGCGUAUUUAAGCACGCACAUUCAGAAGAUAUCACACAGGCACACGUUUGCCUACCCACAGAAAAAUCGGCGUACAUCGGGGGUGUCAAACCUGUGGCCCGUGGACCAAACCGGCCUACUAGAUAAUCUUAAAUGGCGUUCCCAUCAUUCAGUUUCUGCAGGGAAAACUAAACGUGAAGUUACCACAGAGCAUUCAUUUCAGUUUGUGUGAGCUUAUGCUAUUAGUUAUCCUGGAUGUAAUCAUUUUAAAGUUAUCAUAACUCAUCCUGGUAAGUUUACUAAACUUUAAAAAAAAAAAACGUGGGAACUCGUUUCCUUACAAAAAUUGAUUGAACUUAUUUGAUUUUACAGAGCAUGAAAGCUAUGGCUACCUUUCUGCAAUGCUGUCAGGGUGAGUUUGUAAAAACACCCAUAAUGCAACAGCUAUAGGAGGAGGUUUAUUGACGUUUUAACUGUAUUUUGCACCAGGAGGUUUUAUUGGAAUUGGCUUUAAGUUGCGGUUGUAGUCAUUUUGGGAAUUGGUUUUGGAAUGUCGACAUUUUCAUCACAACAAAGAAAAAGUUUCAGGUUAAAGGUUAUUACAGCUCUGUUUUACAGGAUUUCCCCUCUGGAGAGGAAAUUGAGCUGAAUGUGUUUGACACCCCUGGUUUACACACUCUUAAAUGUCAUCCCACACUCACACACACUCAAAUCCUUCUGCUACCAUUUCAGUCCCACAGUUUAUGGAGAGUGGAGAAGUGAAAUCAAAAGCUGAUGAAAUGAUUUGUGUGCUAAAAUUUGCACAAAUUGUUAAUUUCCUUUUUCGCACCUCAAAAAGUAUGUAUAUAUGCAUUCGCAUACGCAAGAGGAGGAUUUUCAAAAGAAGCAAAUAAUCUUGGAUGGAUUUCCAUCUUUGUGGUAAAUUCUGCCUUAACACAGCUCAUUGAAGUGAAUGUUUGAAUUGAACACCGCACUGCUUUUUUAACACUCCAGACCGCCCCGUCCCGACCUGCCUUAAGAGUAUCUGCUUCACACCAGAGAAUGUGCUGUUCACACGCCGCGCACAGACCUUUCACAGCAGCCGGCAUGCGUUGCCCCCACCACUGACCGCGUGGUUUAACCACCCCCCCCCGUUGGAGACGUGUCCUCAGUCUCUGUGCUGCAUGAGCUCCGGCCAGCAGCUUGUCCUGCUGGACCUGUUUGUCUUUCUGUCCGUGUGUUUGUUUACGGUGCAGCAGCCUGUCCGUGUGAGAUCAGAUCACGUCUGUACGAAGAAAGACUAUCGUGCUCGCUCUCACCUCCAGUGUGUGUGUGUGUGUGUGUGCAUGCAUGUGUUGAGUUUGUGAAGUGAGCACAUUUUAUACACCUGUCGCAAGAAAAAAAUGGAAUGGUGCCUGAUUAUCUGGUCAGAACGUUUGAAUCAUCCCCACUCGCAGCAAUAAGGAAGCCUGCAUGUUCAGGCCAGUUAAAGAAAAGUGAAGAAGAAAACUUCAGCUACUUUUGCAAUAAAUCUUCAAGUAAUUUCCAGGAUUUUUUUUUUUCUGUCAUGCAAUUAUUUGUCAACAGGCUUUUAUUUGUGCUCAUUUCACAAAUUUAAGAUUUUUGUUUUCCCCUUGAAAAUGUUUUUCACUGCAGUUUUUGUGCGUCUGUUUUACCUCAUUGUGUAAGUUAUUAUUAUUGGUAUUAUUAUGGUUUUUAUCUGAUUAUGUUGUUGCCUGUUCCCUGCUGAAUGAACGAAAACAAUUGAUUUAAUAAAAACUCA
Messenger RNA from Salarias fasciatus (jewelled blenny), 3802 nucleotides. Its product is annotated as endophilin-B2-like. Gene Ontology annotation, biological process: membrane organization. Gene Ontology annotation, cellular component: membrane; cytoplasm. Gene Ontology annotation, molecular function: protein binding. Bases 97 to 1269 code for a protein of 390 amino acids. Lineage: Eukaryota; Metazoa; Chordata; Actinopteri; Blenniiformes; Blenniidae. The transcript has 13 exons. The record is from RefSeq and is a predicted model, not a curated record.